This is a messenger RNA of Perkinsus marinus ATCC 50983, 1122 nucleotides long. RefSeq lists its product as hypothetical. The transcript is spliced from 2 exons. Lineage: Eukaryota; Perkinsozoa; Perkinsida; Perkinsidae. The record is from RefSeq and is a predicted model, not a curated record. Gene Ontology annotation, molecular function: zinc ion binding; nucleic acid binding. Bases 1 to 1122 code for a protein of 373 amino acids.
AUGGUUAAUGGUUCUGGUUCUGGUUCUGGUCCUGGUGUUGUCCCUGGCCCUGAGGGAGGUUCCUCGGGAAGCCUCAACCGUGAAGACGGUUUCGUAGACCCGGCCGCUGAAGGUGAGAGGGCGGCCCGGGAUGAGGAGACCGCUCGCCGACAUAACGAGACUAUCAAGACUACCUGCCAAGCCGUUGGUUCCCACAAGGACUCCUCUUCGUCUGAGCCAUGUGAGACGUCGAUCCCCCCUGUGCACGCGUACGGCGGCCUGCCGACCGUGAUGCAAGUUUCGGCCCCUAUGCCGGAGAAGUAUGAUGGAACAGGGGAUUUACGAUUGUGGUUUCGGCGUUACGAGAAUUGUGGCCAGGCAGUAGGAUGGUCAGAGGGGGCGAUGGCGGCCCACCUUGGUGGCUAUCUUGCUGGCCAAUUCUUUGAGUGUUGGGAGAAGAACGCUAAAUGUGGCCCCUAUCGACAAGGAAAGGCACUGCUACUCGAUCUCUUCGACCGACGUGUGGCCGAUCAGUCAUUGGAGCGGUUCUAUGCAACAAAGUGGGACCGCAAGUCCAAAAUUGGCCUGUUUGUGACGAAGCUCUUUACGACCAUCGAUGAGUACAACGCCACACUGCCCGCGGCCGAACAAUCGUCUGAUAAGACGAGAGGGCGUAUGGUAUUGGACCGCCUCGUAGCCAAUGUCUCCGGGGGAGCGAAGACGGCCUUGAGGAAUAAGAAACCCUCUACGGUAGCAGAUAUGUGCAGGAUUGUAGAGGACCACACUCACUCCGAGGACACUCAAGAAAAGGCAAAACAGCCUCCUCAAGCCGCGGUGGCCGCAGAAAUGAUCCUUCCGGAUACUAUGAGAGCAUUUACUGAGACUAUGCAGGCGGUCAUCCAAGAGAUCAAAGGGUUGAAGACGACUUUCCCGGGCGAUGCCCAAGGAAAGGGGAAGGGGGUGAGAAGGCUACCGCCGGUGAAGAAGUGUCCUAUUUGUCAAGGUGGUCAUUAUGUCUUCCACUGCCCGGAGAAGAAAUAUGAGAAAGGGUGCUUUCUUUGUGGCCAGAACGAGCACAGGGUACGUAGUUGCCCGCAGUUAAAGAAUAAGGUCUCGGCGGGAAACGAGGAGGGCGGCCGCUAA